Molecule: messenger RNA, 2915 nt
Organism: Nannospalax galili (Upper Galilee mountains blind mole rat)
Lineage: Eukaryota; Metazoa; Chordata; Mammalia; Rodentia; Spalacidae
Gene: Il36r
Product: interleukin 1 receptor like 2
Exons: 11
Coding region: 195-1892 (565 amino acids)
Biological process (GO): signal transduction; regulation of inflammatory response
Molecular function (GO): interleukin-1, type I, activating receptor activity
Source: RefSeq, a predicted model, not a curated record
CAGCGAUCGCGACUCCACGGCGGUUCCAGGCGACCCAUAAAGAGCCAGACUCUGUUCCCAGCGGAGCUGUGGAGCCGGAAAGAGGGCUCGGGUCGGGUGGCCCUGGGUCUUCCUCGGUUCUUUCCAGACCCGCUUUCCCAGGCUGGAGGAGCUCCAGGGCUCAAGACCCUCUGCCGUUUUCCUCGUAGCCCAGAAUGGGGAUGCCUUCGUUGCUGCUCUGUGGCGUGUCUAUCGCACUUCCUCUUUUUGUUACAGCAGAUGAGUGCAAGGAGAUUGAAAUGUACAAUGAGACUAUUUCCGAGUCCCAGCCUUUUGCUUUCAACUGCACAUACACUCUACUGACAAACAUGGCAGUAAAUCUGACUUGGUAUAAAACUUUUAGUAAAAUCCCAGUAACCAAAAACAGACAGUCAAGAAUUCACCAGGACCAGACCUGGAUUUUGUUUCUUCCCUUGGCACAGGAGGACUCAGAAAUCUACCAGUGUGUUAUAAGGAAUACUGAUGGCUGUUACAGUUUACCUGUAAACCUAACUGUUUAUAAAAAACAUUCAUGUGGCUCUUCCAUAAGGAGUCCAAUGAAUUCCUUAGAUGAUUACCAACAGAUAUUACCUAUUGGAAAGUCUGGCAGUCUGAACUGUCCCCUGUAUUUCCCAGAGAGUUGUAUUUUGGAUUCGAUAAAAUGGUAUAAGGACUGUGAAGAGAUUAAAAUGGGGAAGCAGUUUGCCCCUUCAGGAACGAAGCUUCUUGUGGACAAUGUUUCUGCAGAGGACCAUGGGAACUAUGCAUGCACUGCCAGACUGACACACAUAGGGAGACAGUUCACAGUUAGAAAGAGCAUUUCUGUGAACACCAAAGAAGUUGGAUAUGGAGGAAGGAUCCCUAAUAUCACCUACCCAAAAAACAAUUCCAUCGAAGUUCAACUUGGUUCCACCCUCAUCGUGGACUGCAAUAUAACAGAUGUGAAGGAGAAUAGCAACCUGCGGUGCUGGAGAGCACACGGCACACUGGUGGAUGAGUAUUACAAGGACAGCAAACGCAUCAGGGAAGGAAUCGAAACGAAUGUUUCUUUGAAGGACAACAUUUUUUACACAAUGAACAUAACGUUCUCAGAAGUGAAAAUGGAAGACUAUGGCCUGCCUUUCAUGUGUCACGCUGGAGUGUCUGCAGCGUAUAUCAUUCUGACACUCCCAGCUCCAGAUUUCCGAGCUUAUUUGAUAGGUGGAGUCUUUGCUUUGUUACUUUUGGUCCUGUCUAUUCUGUGCAUCUACAACAGUUUUAAGAUUGACAUUAUACUUUGGUAUCGAAGUGCCUUCUAUUCUACCCAGACUAUAGACGAUGAGAAAGUGUAUGAUGCCUAUGUCUUAUACCCGAAAUGUCCAAGAGAAAGCCAGGGCCAUGAUGUGGACACACUGGUGUUAAAACUUCUGCCUGAGGUGCUGGAGAAGCAGUGUGGAUAUAAGUUAUUUAUUUUUGGCAGGGAUGAAUUUCCUGGACAAGCUGUGGCCAAUGUCAUUGAUGAAAACAUUAAGCUCUGCAGGAGGCUGAUUGUCAUUGUAGCCCCUGAAUCGUCCGGCUUUAGCCUGCUAAAGAACAUGUCAGAAGAACAAAUUGCUGUCUACAAUGCCCUCAUCCAGGAUGGCAUGAAAGUCAUUCUGAUUGAGCUGGAGAAAAUUAAGGACUAUAGCACCAUGCCCGAGUCGAUUCAGUACAUUCGACAGAAGCAUGGGGCCAUCCGGUGGAGUGGGGACUUUGCAGAGCAGUCACAGUGUGCCAAGACCAAGUUCUGGAAAAAUGUGAGAUACCGUAUGCCACCCAGAAGGUAUCCACCAUCUUCCCCUGUCCAGCUACUGAAACACACCCUGCAGUUGCAUGGCAGGCAAGUGGGAUGUUGACAUGGGGUUCGUCACCCGCUGACAGGCAGCUGUUGCCAUGUGGUGGCUCACAGCUACAUGAGGACACAGUGUUGGUCUGUCUGCCUCUGUAGUUUCCUUUCUGUACGUGUGCUUGUUCUUGUUAUUUGGGGGGUUGCUUUUGAUCAGAGCUACUUCUUCAGGCAAAAUGUAUCACCCUUGUUAGCUUCACAGCUCCUGAACACGGGGUGGCAUUGACAUUGGCACUCCAGGGGAGUGGGAUACAGAGGGUUGUUGAGGUGACAGUUCAGCUGGUCAGGAUAUUUGGCCCAUGUCUGAGAUGAGAGGCUGGUCAGUCUUGGGAUGCCAGGUGGGCAACCCUGGGGAAGGCUGGCAAGGAGAAUAGCCCAUUGUCUGUGUCUGUCCAGUGUUGAGGUGAAGCAUCAACUCGAUCACUUGGUCACUGAGCAGAGCAGUGCCGAGUGACUCCAGUUCCUGGACACCUUCACCAUCAACCAGCAGGGCGAGCUAAAGGAUUAAUGACCAUUCAAAAAUAAAGCAAAAAGUGUACUCACGACCUUGCCAGUACUAAAGAAACAUCUAAGCAAUAAAGUGGAAGAGAUGAACCAAGAUUUGGACAUUAGAAUGUUACUGCUAUUCUCUAAGAAACCAACAUCUUCAGAGGGAACGCACCAGCAAGUGUCCAUCAGGCUGUGUCCCAGGAACCUACACAGGUACAGGAGAGUGCUCUUCCCAGUUUCAGUGACCACUAACUUUAUUUUUUUUCCUAGUUUUUACUGUUUUGGUAAUAUGAACCAAAAGAAGAAAUAUUAAUACCACAUGGGGAUUUCCCCCAACCAAAGAAAUCUGAAAUAUAUAGUGAAUGCUCUUUUUUUCCCUUUGUUGUUCAUUUUGGAUGCUGGUGCUAAACUUCCAAGCAUCAUGAUUUAAAAGAAAUUGUAUAUCUUUAUUUAUUUCUAGGAUGAGGGGAGGAUGACAUUUUUGCUUUCUAUGUAACUCUCUUUGAAAAUGUGUAGUACUAAGUUCCUCAAAAAUAAAAAUUUU